ACUGAAACUUAAAUGAAUUUCCUUCAGUUUUGUUUGAGGAACGGUGUGGUCUGAUGUGCGUCCGUGAUGCUGAGUUAUUUGUAUUUGAAAUAAGAAGCCUCUAAUUUAAUAGUAAUAGGUGAGUUGGUUAAAUUCAACCAAAACGUAGUGUGGGCUCUUCUUGCACCUUUAUUGUAACAAAAAAAUUCCACAUAUCUCACUCUUAAUACUUUAAUUAAUUGCUGUUGUGGCACAAACCAAUUGUUAGAUAUAGUAUUUAAAUAAUGCUUGAGGAAAUAAGAAUUUUGUUAAAUUUUGUCCUGCAACGGUUUGUUAAAUCUUACAUUGUGCGUGCAGAAAUCUUCAAGUCGUAAAAACGAUCUUAUGUUGAUUUAAAGAGUUUAUAGCUGCAAAAUAUACAUUUCUUCGAUUUAUUGCUUGACUUGUUAUUUCUGGAGGAAAGUGACGGCAAAAGCAAAUAGCAUUGAUACAAACCAUUUUUUAUUUGUUAACAGAUUCAAGUUUGGUACAAGCUUGGGUGUAAAAUAAAUUUUUCUAUAAGUUUAGUAGUAAAUUAAUUAACUAGUGGCAUACUAAAACCAAAUAAAUACGGUUAUUUAUUAUGUAUUGCUUUUAUUUUAACAAAACCUAAAGCAAUUUCAGUUACAACUUUAAAUACUUUAUUCGCGGUAAAUAUUAUAUUAAAUCAACAGGUGUAAUAAAAUCGCUGAAUUUGAAUGAACCAUUGUUUUUGAUGUUGCUGUUGCAGACUUUUUAUUGAAUGUUACUUUGAAGUAAUUACAUAAAUUAGAUUCAUUGGGCAUUAAUUAUAUGAUAUUUGAAUGGACACUAAUUAAAUUCACUGAGUCAGUAUAGGGAGAAUAAAAACGUUUCUGAAAUAUUUGUCUGAAUGAAAUUAAAUCGAUUAAAUAUUUGCGUAUCAAUCAAGCCAGGGAUCGCGUUUAUUUUUAAGGAGUUUUAAAAAUUCUGACGCAUCUUCUCUGUUAUGCUUUACACAGUUUCGUGGAUCUUCCUUGAAGGAGAUUGAUGUGGCCAGUGAAAUCCAUCUCUGCGUCACUUCUUAGCGCAAACCCUUUACAAUUUGUUGGAAGUUAAACUGAUCCUGCAAGCUACAGAUACCUCCCUUGAAUAACUUUAGGAAAAUGCGACUUUCUCUCAGAUUUUCUUUAAUUAGCAGAUUACAUAGUUUAUGAUGUAAUCAUGGCCAGAAGUUCCAACAGUGGAGCCGUUCCAUCUAUAAUUAUGUAAAAUCGAUGCUUUGGGAUGAUUACCAACUCUAGGGUACCUUAAAUGGCAUUGUUAGAGCGAAAAAGCGGUUAAUUGCUUUUAAAUGAAACCGUAAAAGGAGGAAAAAUGUUCCUGGCCCUAAAGACAGGUUUAAACGCGGCAUAAAACUUGAAUGAACGUUACUUAAAUAUUUACCAAAUGCAUUCUAAUUUCAUUUGAAUUUUUAAAUAUUUACUCCGAAUUUCAAAACUAUAUUUUUCUUGUGGCGAUAGGUAAGUUAUCCAGAUGCUCGUUAUAAACAAAAUCUGUGUCAUAUUCGUUUUAUAGCCAUCCUACUAACAUUCAUUGUUAAAAUAUUGUUUCAGUUUGAAUAGGUACAGCUGUAAUUGUAGUCGAGUUUUGGUAAACAAAAUGAGCAAAGUAAACACGCAGUUUUUAUUUAAAAAAUGCUGUAAAAAUAAAAUCGCAAUUUAUUCCUGGAUUAAGUGCUCAGUAUUUUUAGAUACUCCGAUAAUAAUAUAACUAAAUCAACUUUCUAAGUAGAUAAUGAAUGGGGGGACAACACAACACAACCUUGACCUUGAGUUUGACCCCGCCCAUUUUCCCUCUCUUUUUUUUCAAGGUCACUCGUUCUCUCUCUCUCUUACUUUUUCAAGGCCAACCCCUCCACUUCCCCCACCACUUCAAGGCCAAGGCAUUAUUGGACCUUGAUGUUUUCAAGGUCAAGGCCAUUCAUGUUACUCCCCACUUUUGCAAGGCCAACAACUCCUCACUCAUUCAAGAUGAAUCGCGCAAUUGUCCUUACUCAUUUUCCACCCCAAACUGUAUAAAAGUUAAUGUGUUGUGUUGUGUAACACAGUUCUUGUGUAUAUCUACAAUAACAAGCAAUUCUUAAAAAAUGGAACCCAUCAGAAAAAGUUCUAUUUUUAAUACUCCUGAGGAUAUCAUAGUUUGUCCAUACGACAAAAACCACAUUCUUCUUUGGUUUCGGCUCGAAAGGCACAUUUGGAAGUGCCAUCGGGCCGAUAAAGAAAAGCAAAGGGCCUCAAGUAAAGUGAUGGUGCAAGAAGAAGAGGAGAACUGGGAUCAUUUCAAUGAGCCCAGCUACCUAGACUUCAUAAGAAGUAAAAAGAAUCAUAAUGUCAUAAGUAAAGUGAUGGUGCAAGAAGAAGAGGAGAACUGGGAUCAUUUUAAUGAGCCCAGCUUCCUCGACUUCCUGAGGAGUAAAAAGAAUCAUAAUGUCAUAAGUAAAGUGAUGGUGCAAGAAGAAGAGGAGAACUGGGAUCAUUUAAAUGAGCCCAGCUACCUCGACUUCCUGAGGAGUAAAAAGAAUCAUAAUGCCUUAAAUUAAAGAAGGCCGGGGUUCUUUCGUAGAGAAUAGUGUAGUUUAGCUAAGUAGUAGUCGUAGUAAAAUAUAAAUAUUAUAUUAUUGUAUAAAAAAAUAGAAGUUGUAAAAAAAAAGCUACAUGUUUUUAUGUACACCUAUUUCAACCUACUGAUACAAGUAAGUGUGACCAGCAAGCAGAGUCGCUCCCUGUUUCAAGACCACUCAUUCCCUCUUUAUCUUUGAUGUUUUCAUCUCACUUUUUCUCAUUAUUUCACUUUUUCAAGGCCACAAUAUUGGUGCAUUUUCAUUCAAGGUUAAAAAGUGGGGGUAUAGUUAAUAUAUAGAAUUUAGUACAAGUUUGAUAGCAGUCAGUACUAAUUUAAUCCUCCGAGAAAUAAGAAUAUAAAAAAGUGCAUAUAUCUGUGUUAAUGUCUAAGAGUAUUCGCUGCUGGGUCAUGGAUGUAUUGAAUCGAAUCGCUCGAUGCGGACAGAAGCCCAUUUUAAAAGCUGGUGAGCUAGAGUUGAACACAAGAUUCCGCAUACAUAAUAUUAGACGCACAAAGUCUCUGUUCGGAAAUUCAGUGCUUGUUGAGUUGGACAAUUAUGCAGUGUUUCUGCCGAGAAGAAUAAGUGAUUAUUUGACUGAGGAGAAAAUUGAUGAGUUAUUACGAGAUCCACGUCCACUAUAUUUAAUAUAUUUGGGAAAAGAAGAUGCUAGAAACCCGACAUCUGCACAUUGUUUUGAGUUUCAACGUGUUGAUGAUGAAAUAUUAGGUGAGUGAACAUAAUGUAAAAUGGAGGAUGAAAAGAAAUUAAAGAAAUGUAUAUUUCAUUUACAGUUAACGAGGGUGCCGAAGAGUAGGAUGAAAUUAUCGGAAAAAGACUUAUGUGUGUGAAGUAGUGUGCGUUUUGUGCUAGUGAUAGUUUCUUAAAAUAAAUAAAUAAAUAAAAAAUCAUGUGUCUAGACGAUGGACAAUAUGAAAAAAGUUUAUACGAGUGUUUUGAUAAAAGACUGUUAUCAUAUAAGAACUGGGUACAUUCAUACCCAUCUCCAUGGAGUUCAGCAAAAGCGGGAUUGUUUUAUAUUCAAAUAUCUGAUUGUACCCAGUGUUUUGUUUGUGGAGUAAUAAUUUCACGAUGGGAAAAAAGUGAUGAUGCGUUUAUGGAGCAUAAAAAACAUUCUCCAAAAUGUGGAUAUGUGAAAUUGCUUUCCACAGACAAAACUACAAUUCAGAAAUUCAAAUUAGUUACUAAAAAUAGCAUUGUUGUAGUUUUAUUUUUUAUAGUAUUUGUAUUCAUAUAUUAUUUAUGUGCAUAGGUAAUGUGAUGCAGACUUGUUAACCUUGAUCAGUGUCGGGCGCGCGUCAAAGGCAAAGGUUUCAAGAGGCGUCUUGAUUUAAUUAGUUUAUAAUUAAAUAAGUGGUAGAAUAAUAUGGAGGAUUUAUAAUAGAUUUAAGGAUAUUUAAUGUACUACCUAUAAUAUUGAUGAAAUAAAGUGUUUUAAUCGA
Messenger RNA from Tribolium castaneum (red flour beetle), 4062 nucleotides. RefSeq lists its product as uncharacterized. NCBI's taxonomy places the organism in Eukaryota, Metazoa, Arthropoda, Insecta, Coleoptera, Tenebrionidae. Bases 2126 to 2578 code for a protein of 150 amino acids. The transcript has 3 exons. The record is from RefSeq and is a predicted model, not a curated record.